AAUUAGCUGCUCCAGACCAUUCAUUAUUAUUGAAUAUCUGUCUUUGUUGCCAAAGCAAUUCAAGCGCAUACUAGUUUCAUAAGGUUCUGUCCAUUAAAAACGAGACUUAUUAUUGUAAUGUUCGGUCUGUUUUUCUGUUACAAUCUGGUAUGGAUACCAUAGAGGUUGUCACAUCUUUGCUAGUAGACCACUAUGAUAGGUUUUUAUGUUAAUCUAAGAGUGAAAUUUCGAUAUGUGGGGCAUGGUUCUUAAAGGUUCAUGUCCAAAAUAUGAAAAUAGCUUUGUUCACUUGUCCUAAACUGUCAUAAGGGACCACUCAAGAGACUUCCUGCUUCUUUCUAUUUUUUUGUUAUUUCAUGCUUAAUCUCAAUGGCACUUGAUUAGUUGAGUUUACUUUUAAUUGCACAGAUGGUAGCCGGUGCUGAAUUGAUAGAUAUGUUAAUGUUGGAAAAGGAUGACAUUAUGAAUUUUAUUUAUCUUUGAUAUGCUCUUGUUGAUGCCCCUGACAUGGUGAGGAGCCAGAUGAACUUCAAGAGGCUUUCACUUACAGAUAUCAAAAUCGACAUCAAAAGGAUUCCAAAGAAGAAGACCCUGAUUGCUGAUAUGGAGGCUGCCGAUGUGAAGGGCAAGUGGGAAUCCAGUUUCUGGGGAAGGAAGUUGAUAGUGCAGAAGAGGAGGGCCUCACUUAACGAUUUUGACAGGUUUAAGCUCAUGUUGGCAAAGAUCAAGAUGCGAUUGCAUUUGUAAAAUUCUCAGUUCAUUUAGCCCAGUAAACCAGACUGCUUUACGUGGUUUACUUCGAAGAGUUAAAAGAAUAAGUUUUUUCAUUGAUAAAAAAGGAAAAAUGCAAAUUGCAUGCUUGUGGUAGAAUGCAUUACGGUCCAAUUAUCGUUACAAACUUGACUCGCGCCAAACGUGUACUCCUGAAAUAAUCUUUAUGCGUCCUUUAUAUAGCUGGCUUUACUUUUAGGGUGUGACUGCUAUGAAGGAAAAUGUUAUCCAUGGAAAAUAUUUUCCUAGACAAUGUUCUCUUGGAAAACAAGUGGGUUUGUUACUUUUUUUUGUAGUGUUUGGUAGGAAGCAAAAAAAAUAUUAUCCCAAGAUCAUUUGUAUGUAAU
Lycium barbarum (goji berry) is the source of this 1118-nucleotide messenger RNA. RefSeq names its product large ribosomal subunit protein eL14y-like. Gene Ontology annotation, biological process: ribosomal large subunit biogenesis; translation. Gene Ontology annotation, molecular function: structural constituent of ribosome; RNA binding. The record is from RefSeq and is a predicted model, not a curated record. The coding region runs from base 508 to 747 and encodes 79 amino acids. Gene Ontology annotation, cellular component: cytosolic large ribosomal subunit; ribosome. NCBI's taxonomy places the organism in Eukaryota, Viridiplantae, Streptophyta, Magnoliopsida, Solanales, Solanaceae. The transcript is spliced from 2 exons.